AUGGUUUCUACUUUCUUUAGCUAUAUUACUACUCUAUGGCAAAUUUUCUUUUCCAUAAUCCUUAAGAUAACAAGCAAAUUAUUGGGUACUACAAGAAAUAAGCCAUUAUUGCCUCCAGGUCCAAAACCAUGGCCAGUAUUUGGUUGCAUUCCUCAAAUGGUACUAAACAAGAAGCCAGCAUUUGAGUGGAUACACAAACUAAUGGAGGAAAUGAAUACUGAAAUUGCUUGCAUUCGUCUUGGUAAUGUUCAUGUCAUUCCUGUCACUUCUCCUGAGCUUGCUUGCCUAUUUUUAAAGAAUCAAGACUCGAUUUUCUCGUCGAGUCCUAUUUGCAUGUACGCAAACCUCGUUAGCAAUGGCUGCUUGACUUCACUUUUUCUUCCUAUGGGUGAUCAAUGGAUGAAAAUGAGAAGAAUCCUUCCUUCCCAUGUCCUCUCAGCUACAUCAUUUCAAUGGCUUCCUCGUAAGAGAGAUGAAGAAGCUGACCAUAUUAUUCGAUUCGUUUAUGAUCAGUGCAUUAACAAACGUCUUGUUAUUAACUUGAGAAAAGUGACAAGAUACUAUUGUGCAAAUGUUAUUAACAAUAUGAUUUUCAGCAAGAGAUUACUUGGAAAAAGAAUAAUAGAAAAUGGAGGACCAUUAGUAGAAUUACAACAAGAUCAGGAGAAGCAAAUUGAUGCAAUUUUUACACUACUUGAAUAUUUUCAUUCUUUUAGUAUCUCAGAUUACUUACCAUGGUUAAGUAGAUUUUAUUUAGAUGGUCACAAGGCAAUUAUUAAGAAAGCCUUUCCCAUAGCAACAAAACACAUUGAUCUUGAAAUUGACCAGAGGAUUCAUAUUUGGAAGCAUGGCAACAAAAAUGUGGAAGAAGACAUCCUUGAUGUUCUUAUCAUGCUCAGAGAUAGUAAUGGGAAUACUAUGUUGAAUGCUAAAGAGAUUAAAGCGCAAGUCCUUGAAUUCAUGCUUGCUAUGUUAGAUAAUCCGUCAUAUGCUUUCCAAUGGACAAUCAAAGAAAUGUUGAACCAACCAAUGAUAAUGCAAAGGGCCAUAGAAGAGAUUGACAAUGUCAUUGGGGGCAAAAAAUUUGUUCAAGAAUCCGACUUGCCACAGUUAAAUUAUGUCAAAGCUUGUAUUAAAGGGUCAUUUCGACUACAUCCCUUGGCGGCUUUUAACGCUCCUCAUGUGUCAGUAUCAAAUUCUGUUGUUGGUGAAUACUUCAUAAUAAAGAAUGUACGUAUACUUAAUAGCUGCCAUUACUACUCUUCUUCUACACUUAGAAAUAGAGCUGUCAAUAUGGGCUGGGUCGGGCUAGCCCAGCUCGGUCUACGUGGACUUUAG
Nicotiana tabacum (common tobacco) is the source of this 1338-nucleotide messenger RNA. The record is from RefSeq and is a predicted model, not a curated record. Lineage: Eukaryota; Viridiplantae; Streptophyta; Magnoliopsida; Solanales; Solanaceae.